Molecule: messenger RNA, 1562 nt
Organism: Colletes gigas
Lineage: Eukaryota; Metazoa; Arthropoda; Insecta; Hymenoptera; Colletidae
Gene: Usp39
Product: U4/U6.U5 tri-snRNP-associated protein 2
Exons: 9
Coding region: 36-1562 (508 amino acids)
Biological process (GO): protein deubiquitination; mRNA processing; spliceosomal complex assembly
Molecular function (GO): zinc ion binding; cysteine-type deubiquitinase activity
Source: RefSeq, a predicted model, not a curated record
AUAAAAAUGCUUUUCUAUUUCAUUUGUAAUAAAAAAUGGCGACGAAGAGGCAAGAGUAUCAACAAAAACGGAAAUUUGUAGAAAAUCAAAGUGAUACAGAUGAAGAAACUGAAAAAGGUAUUAAAGUUGCCAAAACAAAUGCAGAAGCACCACGACUGUGCCCUUACUUGGACACAAUAAAUCGUCAGUUUUUAGAUUUUGAUUUUGAAAAAUUAUGUUCAGUAUCAUUGUCAAGAAUUAAUGUAUAUGCUUGUCUUGUAUGUGGAAAGUAUUUCCAAGGUAGAGGUACCAAUACUCAUGCAUAUACACACAGUGUAGCAGAAAGUCAUCAUGUAUUUCUUAAUCUUCAUACCUUAAAAUUUUAUUGUUUACCUGACAAUUAUGAAAUCAUCGAUUCAUCGCUAGAUGACAUUAAAUAUGUUUUAAAUCCAACAUUUGAUAAAACUCAAAUUACAUUAUUGGACAAAAGUGAUAAAUUAUCAAGAGCUAUUGACGGUUCAUUAUAUUCUCCAGGUAUUGUGGGAAUGAAUAAUAUUAAAGCAAAUGAUUACUGCAAUGUUAUUUUACAAGCACUUUCGCACGUUACGCCUUUAAGGGACUUCUUUUUAAGGGAGUCUAAUUAUUCUCAUGUGAAAAGGCCACCUGGUGAUUCUUCCUAUCUUUUGGUCCAAAGAUUUGGAGAAUUAAUGAGAAAAUUGUGGAAUCCACGUAACUUUAAAGCACACGUCAGCCCCCAUGAAAUGUUACAAGCUGUUGUCUUAUGGAGUAAAAAAAGAUUCCAAUUUACAGAGCAGGGUGAUCCAAUUGAUUUUCUUUCAUGGUUUAUGAAUGCUCUUCAUUUAGCAUUAAAUGGUACAAAAAAACGAGAUUCUAGUAUAGUGUACAAAACAUUUUUGGGUCAUAUGCGUAUAUAUACACGAAAAAUACCGCCGCUCGAAUUAGACGAAAAUCAAAGAAGCGAAUUGCUUCAUACUGUAGAAUAUGGUCAAACUGUAACAGAAAGUCCGUUUUUAUAUUUAACAUGCGAUCUUCCUCCACCGCCUCUCUUUAAAGAUCAAUUUACCGAAAAUAUCAUUCCCCAAGUCAAUUUAUAUACAUUAUUAAAUAAAUUUAAUGCUGUAACUGAAAAAGAAUAUAAAACCUACAAGGAGAAUUUUAUGAAAAGAUUUGAAAUUACAGAACUUCCUCCUUAUCUUAUACUGUACAUAAAAAGAUUUACAAAAAAUACGUUCUUUGUAGAGAAAAAUCCUACUAUAGUUAAUUUCCCAGUUAAAAACGUAGAUUUUGGAGACAUUUUGACACCUGAAGUGAAGCAACGGCAUCCUUAUACGACGUACGAUUUAGUUGCAAAUAUAGUUCACGAUGGCGAACCCGGUCAAGGAACGUACAGAGUUCAUAUUUUACACAGAGCAACUGGUCAGUGGUACGAAUUACAAGAUUUACAUGUCACUCAAAUUUUGCCCCAGAUGAUAACAUUAACGGAAGCAUAUAUACAAAUUUAUGAAUUGAAAAAAGAUAUACAAACAGAGAAUGGUGAAAAUAAAAGUAAAAAGACAAUAUGA